Crotalus tigris (Tiger rattlesnake) is the source of this 2491-nucleotide messenger RNA. It is a transcript of the gene TDRKH, whose product is annotated as tudor and KH domain containing. The transcript is spliced from 13 exons. Gene Ontology annotation, molecular function: RNA binding. Lineage: Eukaryota; Metazoa; Chordata; Lepidosauria; Squamata; Viperidae. Gene Ontology annotation, biological process: spermatogenesis. The record is from RefSeq and is a predicted model, not a curated record. The coding region runs from base 249 to 1850 and encodes 533 amino acids.
CCAGGCCUGAGUGGGUGGAUUCCCUGGAGAUCUGCAGGAGGGGAAGGAAGUCGGAGCUGCUGGCUUUCUUGCUCCGUCCCUCUCUCCCUCCCUGGGGGAGGCCAGGAGGGGUGCCCCCCUCUCCGACCCCUUUGGGUGGCUGGGAAGCCAAGCUCUGGGCAAGCAGCCCGAUUGUGUUGUUUUUCUGCCUCCCCAGAAGCUCAGGACUCCCCCCCCCCCCUUAGGACACAGGCAGUUUUUGCAGAGCCAUGGCUGAACAGCGAGGCUCCUGGGGCGGAGGCCUGACCUGGCUGCAGAAGAUCGCCCUGGGCCUGGGCAUCCCAGCCAGCGCUGCCAUCCUCUACGUCUUGUACCGCCAGUACUGGGAGGACCAAGAAGAGCGGAUCCCCUUCGUGGGAGAGGAGGAGAUCGAAUUUGUGUUGAAGGUGCCCCAGGAAGCUGUGAAGUUCCUCCUGGGGCGGCAGGGGGCCAGGGUGAACCAGCUGCGGAAGGACACCCACGCCCGCAUCAACAUCGACCUGGAGGAUUCCGGCGCGGAGCGGCUGAUCCGGAUCACGGGCUCCCCCAUCCAGGUGUGCAGGGCCAAAGCCGCCAUCCACCAGAUCAUGGAGGAGAGCCUGCCUGUGGCGGAGAAGAUCUCCGUGCCGAAUCGGGCCGUCGGGCGCAUCAUCGGGAAGGGUGGCGAGAGCGUGCGGGCCAUAUGCCGGGCCACGGGGGCCAAGAUCGAGUGCAACCGCGACGGGGAGGGCGCCCUGUCGCUCACCCGCCUCAUCACCCUCUCUGGGACGCGCAAGGAGGUCCAGGCCGCCAAGCAGGAACUGAUCCGAGAAAAGCUGUCGGAGGACGAAGCUUUCCGCACCAAGCUGUCACAAGCGGCCAUGUCCCGUUUGCAGCGGAAACAGCCGCUGGGCAUCCGGAGGGAGAUGGCGGCUGGCGACCAGGGACAGCGGCCUUACGCGCACCCAGAACCUCCCGUUCGAACACCGGAUGCUGAGUACCUCCACCAAGAGGCUGGCGACGGGCCCCCCAAUUAUCGCGCAGGAGAUCCCCAAGAAUCAAGUGGAACAGGGUCCUCAAUCAACCCCUGGCCUGCGCUGAGCUCCGUCUUUGAAGUGCCCAGCCCGGAUUUCAGCCUCCAGGCCAAGGAUCACCUGGAGGUCUACAUCUCGGCCUCGGAGAGCCCCAGCCAUUUCUGGAUCCAAAUUAUCGGCAUCAAGGCUCUCCAUCUUGACAAACUCGUCCAGGAGAUGACCAAAUAUUACGGCGGCAGCGACGGCGACGAGCUGGAAAGCGUGCAGGUGGGGGACAUCGUGGCGGCCUACUAUCUGGAAGACCAUUCCUGGUAUCGGGCCAAGGUUCUGGGGACCUUGGACAACGGCAACCUGGACAUUUAUUACGUAGACUUUGGGGACAACGGGGAGGUGCCUCUGGAGAAGCUGCGGCUGUUGCGGGGUGAUUUCCUUGGCCUUCCCUUCCAGGCCAUUGAGUGCAGCCUGGCCGGUGUGGCCCCCGCUGGCCCGUGUUGGGAAGAGGCCGCCCUGGAUGAGUUUGAACGCCUCAUCCACUGCGCCCAGUGGAAGUCGGUGUUUUGCAAGAUCUGCACCUACCAGCCCGUGGGGAGCAGCGUGCGGCCAUACGUCCGUCUGUUCAAACCCACCAACGGGCAGUUUGUCGACGUGGGAGAGGAACUGAUCCGGUUGGGCUACGCCGUGCGGAAGUUGUCGGACGGGGACGGGGAAGCCUCAAAGGAUCUGCCCGGAAACCUGGCCAACUUUGCAGGGACGUCGUUAGAGAAUCUGUCAGAAAUGGCCUCCCUGUCGCAAGGGGAGGAGAACAGGGUGAUGCUAUGAGCCUUGGAGGUCCCAGGAAGAUCUUGGAGGGGCCACAGGAAGAUCCCACCCGCCGGAGGAACCUUGGAAUCCUGUAGGGGACACGCAGCCCCCCAGCAAUCCCCCAGCACCCCUAAAAGGGACUUUUACUAGCACCGUCUGGCUGCACUGGGGUAGCUUUUGAAUGGCAAGCUAAAUUUUGACAGAAUUUCAGCCGUUUGUAUCGCCAUUUUUCUGGGAAGCUGCACAGAAGACGAAGAGGGUGUGUGUGUGGCUGUUUCUGCCCCCAAACCUGAGUUUAUGUUCACGUUGGGCUCUUAAGACCCUGGAUCCAACCCUGGUUUCUUACCCUGAACCCUUUUUGUGGUCCCCACUGGAAAAGUUGGGGCAGCCUGUGUUUCUUUGGAAUGAGUCACAAUGCCUGGCACACACCGUGCAUUGUUGGUCCAAAACUGUGUGUGUUGGGGGGAAAUGGGAGUCUAAAAGGACAGCGACAAUACGGGGACGAAGGGGUACUUUGUUUUGCAAGAAUUAAGUUUGGUUUGGAAAGCCAUCCAGAGUGUUAAAACUCAAAAGGCAGCGACGAAGAUGGGCUGCAGUGACUUUUCAGCGGAGAUGUCUCGGUUCAUAUUUUUGUCUGAAAUAAAGGCUGGUAUUUAGCA